Messenger RNA from Harpegnathos saltator (Jerdon's jumping ant), 538 nucleotides. RefSeq lists its product as uncharacterized. The transcript has 2 exons. The coding region runs from base 117 to 455 and encodes 112 amino acids. The record is from RefSeq and is a predicted model, not a curated record. NCBI's taxonomy places the organism in Eukaryota, Metazoa, Arthropoda, Insecta, Hymenoptera, Formicidae.
GAAUUUUAGAAACUCAAAAAUUAAAAAAAUAUUUGUAAACACUUCUAAACAUGCUACAAAAUGCUUCCGUAAAACAGAUUUUGUGUCUGAUGCAAAAUGGGAGCAGUUUGUAAGAUAUGUGUCAUAUAUUCGAAAUGAAACAAAAAUAUGUGGCAAAAGAAAACCGUAUGCAGAAGAAAGUUUUAACUUAUAAAGAUUUGCUUCAGGACCUGAAAAGUAAAAACUUUAUAACAAAUAAUGGUAUAGAUGCAGUCAAAGAUAUAUUGUCACCUGUUAUGCAACAGUUGCUACUUACAAUGUUAAAUAAGAAGCGAAAAAGUCGUUCCCGAAAGUUUAAAAAGUUUUGCAUGCACGUUACAUUUUCAUUCGCCUGCAGCAUAUUUGUAUGUAAGAAAAAUGUUUUUAAAAAGUUUACUCACCGAGUACACUGCGCAUGUGACGCAGACAAUUCGUAGCAAUUCGGUAUAUCUGAACAAUCGUUUAAAACUAAACUCGAUAAGGUGCAAAAUGCUAGAGAGAAAGGAAAACACUUAGUUUU